AUGACCCCUCGACCUGUGCUCAUCUCGACGUCAUUGCCCACUGACUAUCAGCACGGCCCGAAGACGGCCGGGAUUAUUGAGGCGUCGUCGAGUUUUUUCAACAACUACAUACAGUUGUCGCAUAAUUCGUGGUUUCAAGGAUGGCCGUCACGAUUGGCGUCUUCACCACGGCCGCCAUUGUCUCCCCAGGUACGGGAGAUGGCAGCAGCCGCAACUGCCCUGCGACACACCCCUGACUACAGUGGAGCCGAAACUGACAGCGAAACACAGCCCCCGUCCGACUCCGAGUCAAUCCCGGCCCCGGCCGUCUCCCUGUUACAGAAAAUGGAGCAGCUAAACAAAUCCAACGAAGAGGACUGCCGGUCGGUCACCUCAAAAAAGAGCGGCGGAUCGAGCGGCUCUACCGGCGGCGGCAAGAGGGAGCAAAGCGUACAACCAGAAGAGGAGGAAGAAGACCUAUGGUCUAUCUGGGGAGAGCUCAUCAGAAACUGGGAGUACGAAGUGAAAAAGCGGCCUAAUUAUAUUAAGGCCCUUGUUAAACGAGGUAUCCCGCAACAUUUCCGAACGAUAGCAUGGCAGCUGUUAUCGAACGCCUCAGCCUCUUCAAUUCACGAUUUGUAUUCAGAUUAUAUGCGUCAAAGUAGUGUGUAUGAGAAGGUCAUUCAAAGGGAUAUCCCGCGCACAUAUCCUGAGCUUGAAUUCUACAAAGAUGGCGGCCGAGGCCAGGCGGCACUCUACAACGUCAUCAAGGCGUAUUCAAUCCACGAUAAAGAAGUCGGGUACUGCCAAGGCAGCGCAUUUAUUGUUGGCCAGCUUUUGCUACAGAUGCCAGAGGAAGAAGCUUUUGCCGUUCUCGUCCGAUUGAUGGAAAACUAUAGGCUACGAGAAUUGUAUAAACCCACGAUGACCGAUCUGGGACUCAAUAUGUUCCAAUUGGAAUUUAUGGUCCAAGAGCAGAUGCCCGACCUCUACACCCAUUUCACAAAUAUGGGUUUUGAUACCUCCAUGUAUGCGUCUUCUUGGUUUUUAACGCUCUUCACCACCACCCUCCCCUUGGAUAUUGCCAAUCGGAUAAUGGACUGUUUUCUUGUUGAGGGAAUGGAAUACAUCUUCUCCGUGGCGAUGGCCAUCCUCCAACAGGCCCGAAUCGACCUCCUCCGAUUAGAUAUGGAAGGAAUGUUGAAGUAUUUCCAACGUGAGAUCCGGGAACGCUUCGAAAAUGACCCGGAGCUCCUCUUUGCCGUCGCCAAUCAAGUCCAAUUAAAUCCGAAAAAGAUGAAGCGAUUGGAGAAAGAGUAUAUGACAAAGAGGACAAAAGAGCAAGAGGAAGCUGUAGAACUCAGGCGGUUGCGGACUGAAAACCGACUACUUCGCCAGCGUAUCGACUACCUUGAAGCUGAAUCGAGCGCAUUGGCGGAUCGACUUGUGAAAGGCCAGGUCAAUCUCGCGCAAGAAGCCGAAAACUGCAUCAGUAUCUCCCAUGAACUCUACAAACUGCGCGACAUCAACUCCGAUGCUCACAAGAAGCUUGAGGACGCCUAUGAGACGAUCAGGGAAUUGUCCUCCGGGCGCCGCGGUGAAUCUGUGGAGAUCGGGAUCCAAGUGGAUGAUACCGGAAUGAUUGAGCACAUUCACGCCCUCCAGCAAGAACUCAUCGAGACCACCAACCGAAAGGCCGACAGCGAGAAUACGAUUCGGGAUCAGAAGAUUCGAAUCCAGGAACUCGAAACAUCCAACAAACGCCUCCGUGAGCAUGAGCCUGCAGAAGGUAUCGCGUGCCUCCAAGAAGAGCUCAUUUCCGUCAAAAUGCGAGAAGCUGAAGCCAACCUCUCACUAAAAGAAAUGAGGCAACGGCUAUCCGAGCUCGAGCAGCAGUGGGCCAAAUAUGUCCAUGUGCGAGCAUUUGACCCAGCAUCGGCCACCCUCCAAGAAAAUGGAACCACACCAGCCGACACUCCAGCCACAACUCCGCAACAGCCUUCGCCACCCCUCACGUCAGCCAGGGCUCGAUUAGCGAAAAUCACGGCAACCCUAAUGGGGUCCGGUUCGGAGGAAGAUCACGGAAUCUCAGUCCGAGAACUGGAAGACCAGCUGAUGGGUGUACGAAUUAAAGAAGCCGACACAGUGGCCGAAUUGAAGGAGAUGAGGCAAAAGGUGAUGGAAAUGGAGACCCAGAACCAUGUCUGCACCAACCAGUUGAGAAGGCAGGACGAAGAAUUGAAGAGGCUGAAGGAGGACAAGAUCAUGAUCCAAAAAGCCAAGAAAGAGAUGGAAGAGUCGUUGAAGUCCGAAAAGGCCAAGAUCAUGCAACGCGAGUCGGAGCUGAAUGAGGAGAGCAUCAUGCAGAGGUUGAAAUAUUCGGAAGCGAUCCAGAACCUCACGGAUCUACAGCAAAAGAUCAAUCAUCUUGAGCUGAAGAGCGCUGAGAAAUGGACGAAGAAUCAACUUCGUGGGUCCUCGGUCUGUGAUCUAGAGGAUGAUUCGAGCUGUGCGGGUUCCCAUCACUCGGUGGUUUCCGGUGGUGACGCGAUGAGUCUGGCUUCCGAUGACAUGAGCGCCAUCGUCGCCGACUUGACCAUGAAAGUCCCUCAACUUGAACGUGUUCAAGACGAAACUGAAACCGAGGAAGGCCUCCGACCACCGGAGAAGCAAGACGGAAACGACACCACCGACUCCGGAAUGCACCUCUCUGACGGUCAU
Mesorhabditis spiculigera is the source of this 2700-nucleotide messenger RNA. The record is from the annotation of a GenBank genome assembly. NCBI's taxonomy places the organism in Eukaryota, Metazoa, Nematoda, Chromadorea, Rhabditida, Rhabditidae.